Molecule: messenger RNA, 2837 nt
Organism: Scheffersomyces amazonensis
Lineage: Eukaryota; Fungi; Ascomycota; Pichiomycetes; Serinales; Debaryomycetaceae
Product: ribonuclease P/MRP protein subunit
Exons: 1
Coding region: 31-2403 (790 amino acids)
Biological process (GO): tRNA 5'-leader removal
Cellular component (GO): ribonuclease MRP complex; nucleolar ribonuclease P complex
Source: RefSeq, a predicted model, not a curated record
CAACUUACUACUUGUUAACACGGAUCCACUAUGCCACCAAAGGCUCCACCCAAUGCCAAAAAGGCCAGAUUGUACAAUAGUCGGAAUAUCCGAACCCAUUUGUCGGAUUCCAGUUUUGUAGAUAAAGAAAAGCUUAAUGUUCCAGACUUUUUAGGAUCUCGAGAGUUUGAAAUCAAGUCAUUUGAAUUAUCACAAUUGAAUUCGAAAUAUGCCUCAUCUAAUCGAGUUUUCCAGAGUUUACCAAGAUCAUUAAGACGUCGUGCCGCAUCUCAUAAUGUCAAACGUAUACCAAAAAGAUUAAGAGCUAAAGCUCUUCGAGAAAUGAAAAAUUCUAUUACUGGAACUCCUCCUAAGAAGAAACAUUCACGAGGUAGAGCAUUGUAUAAACUUAAUAUGUCUAAGAAAUUAUUAAAAUUAGGGAAUAAUCUUAAACUAUUAGGUACUUUGCCUGAUCGUGAACUUCUUGGAAAGAAACUUAAUAUAAGAACUAAAAUAAAAUCUUUGAAUAAACAAAUUAGAGAACUUAAAUCAUCUACUAAUAGUCCAUUGGCUAUUAACAAUAAAGUAGGAGCAUAUGAUAAUACAGGAUAUGGUGGAUAUGCCUCUAGACCCAUGGGAAAUAUUAAAUAUCAUAAGAGACAACGUCAAUUUGUAUGGCUUCCUACUCAUAUUUGGCAUGCCAAACGAUUUCAUAUGAUUAAGCAAUAUGGUUACCAAAUACCUCUUUCACCUACUCAAAAAUGUUUCCGAUUAAUGAGUAGACAAAGCAAAAAUGAUUCCAUUGCUUUUGAUACUUCAUAUUAUUCCAGUUUAAUCAUUAAUAUCGAAGAUGAUGAUGUUUUUAAGGAAUUAUUAAUAUUUAUCACCAAAUUUCAUGUGGCUAUUCCCGAUAAAAUAUUAAAAGGUGAAAGAGCUUACAAUGAUUGGCUUUAUAUUGAAGGACAACAAAUAGGAAAAGGAUUUAUAUUUGCUCAUAUUGCUUCUCAUACUAUUAUAAUUAGAACUUUCCCAUCAAUUUAUAAGGAUAUAUUUAAUCAUUGUGAAAACUUUUUAAUGUGUUCGAGUGGUCUAAACUCCAUCUAUGAUUGUCAAUACUCAUUGGGAAGUAUUGAUUUGGUUGGACCAUUAUCACUUCUCUCUCUCAGUAAGAUAUUGCACAUAUAUGAUGAAGAUAAAUCUUCCAAUAUCAAGAAAUUAUGGUCAGUUUUAACAUCAGUCAAAGAUACUAAAGCUAUUCCUAUUGGGUUUAAUUUUUCUUUUGAUAUAAUGGAUCCAAGAUUUUGGAAUAAAUCAAGUAGAACCAAACAUAAUAAUGAUAGUGAUUUAGAUGCUUAUUAUGAUGCAAUUGCAUCUAUGAACUCAACUACAUUCUUAGAUCCAACUUCUGUUAAAAAUCUUUCAACUCGUGAAGGUAGAACUAAGUCAUAUGAAAACCAAAUGUCAAUUAAAGAUAUUGGAAAGGAAUUUGGUAAGAUUUCCACUAGAAGUAGAAGUUUAAGUCCUGAAAUACUAAAACAUUCCCGAAUUCCUAUUCUAUUAUCAAAAACAGGAGAUCAAUCAUGGACAUUAAUAGUACCUUGGUUUUGGGUAUUACCUAUAUGGCAAAAACUAGUCAAGAUCAAGCAUGUUAUACCAGGAGGUAUAAAACAAAUGAGACAAGUGAAUUAUGAAAAUGGUAAACCCAAUUUCCCCAAUGAUUACCCUUGGUUGAGAGAUGGUUGGGAAAAUAAUCUCUCUUUGGAUUCACUUAACCGUGAGAAGUAUUAUAAACUUCCGAAACAUCUUUUGAACUCUAGUCGUCCUGAUUUUACUGAUUUAGAAUUAAUAAGUCCAUUCCAUUGUGAUUGGAAUUUCCUUAGAACUAUCACAUUAUUACAAAAGUUCUCUGGAAUGAGUAUUGAAGAGCUUGAAAAGGAUAAUACUUAUGCUGACUAUGGAGAGGAUCUUUUUAUUAGACAAAUCAAUUCUGGUCAUGAUUUAUUACAAUUAUCAAAGGAUGUACGAGAAUUACAUUAUUAUAGAUUACCUACAGAUAUAUCAAUAAGUUUGUUUGAUGAAGAACUUGAAUUUCAUCAGAAAUUUAUUACAGGAAACUAUACUAUUAAUCAAGCCCGGUAUGUUAAUAUUGUCAGUCUUCCAGUGAUUCAAAUUUCUGUUAAAUUAGUAGGGAAGGGUAGAUUAAGAGAUGGUGCAAGAAUAUAUCUUCAAGAAACUGAUCCUUAUAACUAUGCAGCCAUUGUAGGAUUCAUAACUAGUGGAGGUUAUAAUAUUCAAUUAGGGAUUGCAUCAGGUAUUGGUUUAGUUAAAGCUGAUAUCUCAAUCAAAGGAUCUACAACGUUAUAUAUUAGAAAUAUUGGUCAAACAUCAUACUAUGCUGCUGAAGCUAUUAUAAUCAAGACAUAGAUUAUGUAUUUAGUAAUUCUAUAGAUUAUAGUAAUUAACAAACUUUUGCAGCUAAAUCAAUGGCGGGUAAUGGAGUGCGGGUUCGUGAUUUACCCGGCGCUAAUCGAAAAGGUAUAAAAAAAUCUUGAUCCCAGCCAGAAAUUUUUAAAUUUCUUUAACUUCUUUUAAUCUUCAUACUUACCUAGAGAUGUUGUAGGAGAUCAAGAAGUCCUAUGAUCGUGAUAUAUUAGAGGCAUUGCACAGGGCCAUGAUAUGUUGCGCCAACUUUUCUAAUGUCUACUAUUUUCCCUUUGGGAUUUUAGUGAUUGAGGAGUGUGGAUCUUUCAAUUUUUGAUUUCUUAACUAUCAAUAGUGAAUAUGAAGAUUUCAAUUCAUUAUAUAAAUAUUUUUUUAAGUUUGAUUCCAAGUCUGGCGAUUUGGCUAAUUUAAAAAUG